AUGGGCUGUUCUUAUGGAGUAAAUAUAGGAAGAAUAAGUGAAGAAGAAAAACUUGUGAGUGCUGCUGAACGAUUUUUAGAGCUGCAAGAUAUAGAUCCUAGCACAUAUGAUAAAGAAAUUAAUAGUCAAGCUCUUGAUAAUUACUUAAGCGACUUGCAGUUGAAGCAUGCUUAUAAAUCCCUCGGAAUUAAUUAUAGCUUUUUAAAAGACAAGAAAUCUCUGCUGUAUAAAUUUUAUAAAUCUUUGAAAGUUGGAGUAGUAGGAUACAAGGCUAUUUCGUUGGUGUGCUUACUUCACCCUUUAAAAUUUAAAGAAUUUUGCUUAUUAGCAGCGGGUUUUUAAAUAGAUCAUUAUUGGUCAUCAGUUUUAAUUUUUAAAAUAAGCUUGUCUUGCCAAUUUUUUUGCAAUAUACGAAAAUGGCAAAUCUCCGUUUGGGAUUUAAUAUGCCUAAUCAAACUUCGACUGUAUGAGGAAAGUGAAUAUUUUUCUGGUCGACAUGCUGCUUGUCUAGAGCGAUCUAUUAUGGUGAUUUGCGCUAUUCUGGAAAUUAGGAACAUGGCUCUCCAAUAUUAAUACAAAGAAAAAAGCAGAGAUCUUAUAUGAAAAUUUCAAUAGAGGAUGCAAUUCAUCAUUUGAUCCAUUGGAUCAAGAAAAUAUGAUUGAUGAAAUGAUAGAAGUUACAGAAGCUAUAAUAAAAUUUGCACAAUUUCUAUAUCCUGAUAGCAAUCAACAAUUGGAUAACUAUCUGAAACAGAUUAUAAGUGGAAAAGAUUUAUUGAGACAAUAUUUAGUCCUUUUAAUAUGCCAAAACGAAGAGGAUGAAAAAUUCACCAAAAAACAAUUUAUUUGUGCAUUUCGAGACAAAACAAUAAAAAAAUUGUGCUCUUCUAACGGCUUUAGAGAGCUUUUAAUUGAAUGCUCAAUUGUGCAGAAAGAUAUCAAUCGUGUACAACAACCUAUUUUAUUAUAA
Blepharisma stoltei is the source of this 970-nucleotide messenger RNA. Lineage: Eukaryota; Ciliophora; Heterotrichea; Heterotrichida; Blepharismidae. The record is from the annotation of a GenBank genome assembly.